Chelonia mydas (Green sea turtle) is the source of this 1904-nucleotide messenger RNA. RefSeq names its product protein phosphatase 5 catalytic subunit (gene PPP5C). The transcript has 14 exons. The coding region runs from base 215 to 1651 and encodes 478 amino acids. Gene Ontology annotation, molecular function: protein binding; protein serine/threonine phosphatase activity. Gene Ontology annotation, cellular component: cytosol; nucleus. NCBI's taxonomy places the organism in Eukaryota, Metazoa, Chordata, Testudines, Cheloniidae. The record is from RefSeq and is a predicted model, not a curated record.
CUCCCCCUUGCUGUUUGCGGCAGCGCUCGGCGGGGCGGUUGGGUGCGCGCGGUUGCUAGCGUCGCUUUACGGCCCGGCGAUGGCGGAGGGCGAGCGGACGGAGCAGAGCGGCAGCCUCGGGCGGCCCCCCCUGGUGGGGGAGGCGGGGGCGCUGGAGAGGGCGGAGGCCCUCAAGAGCCAGGCCAACGAGUACUUCAAAGAAAAAUGACUUCUGAUGGGGAAGCAAAGGGAAGCUGCAAGAGUGGUCAUGUGCUCCCUCCCCGGCAGUGCAGGCAAGAACUACGAGAACGCUGUGAAAUAUUACAGCGAGGCCAUCGACCUGAACCCCGCCAAUGCCAUCUACUACGGCAACCGCAGCCUGGCCUACCUGCGGACAGAGUGCUAUGGCUACGCACUGGCCGACGCCACCAAGGCCAUCGAGCUGGACAAGAAGUACAUCAAAGGCUACUACCGGCGGGCUACCAGCAACAUGGCCCUGGGCAAGUUCAAGGCCGCCCUGCGCGACUACGAGACGGUGGUGAAGGUGAAGCCAAACGACAAAGAUGCCAAGAUGAAGUAUCAGGAGUGCAACAAGAUUGUGAAGCAGAAGGCAUUCGAGCGCGCCAUCGCCAGUGAUGAGCACAAACGCUCCGUGGUUGACUCCCUGGACAUAGAGAGCAUGACCAUCGAGGACGAGUACAGCGGCCCCAAGCUGGACAACGGGAAGGUGACGCUAGCGUUCAUGAAGGAGUUAAUGCAGUGGUACAAGGAUCAAAAGAAACUCCACAGAAAAUGUGCCUAUCAGAUCUUGGUGCAGGUGAAGGAGGUGCUCGUCAAACUCCCCACUCUAGUAGAAACCACGUUAAAAGAGACAGAGAAGGUCACCGUGUGCGGAGACACCCACGGGCAGUAUUACGACUUGCUGAAUAUAUUUGAACUGAACGGGCUGCCGUCUGAAGCGAACCCAUAUAUAUUCAACGGGGAUUUCGUUGACCGCGGCUCCUUCUCCGUGGAAGUGAUAUUAACGCUGUUCGGUUUUAAGCUGCUGUAUCCGGAUCAUUUCCACUUACUCCGUGGGAAUCACGAGACGGACAACAUGAACCAGAUCUACGGGUUUGAGGGAGAGGUGAAAGCCAAAUACACAGCCCAGAUGUUUGCACUUUUCAGCGAGGUCUUUGAGUGGCUGCCCCUGGCGCAAUGCAUCAAUGGCAAAGUAUUGAUAAUGCACGGCGGGCUCUUCAGCGAAGACGGGGUCACGUUGGACGACAUCCGGAAGAUUGAGAGGAAUCGGCAGCCUCCGGAUUCAGGUCCCAUGUGCGACUUGCUGUGGUCCGACCCGCAGCCUCAGAACGGCCGGUCGGUCAGCAAGCGCGGCGUGAGCUGUCAGUUCGGGCCUGACGUCACCAAAAGCUUCCUGGAGCGGAACCAGCUAGAUUACAUCAUCCGGAGCCACGAGGUCAAGUCCGAGGGCUAUGAGGUGACACACGAGGGCAAGUGCAUCACCGUCUUCUCGGCACCCAAUUACUGCGACCAGAUGGGGAAUAAAGGUUCAUACAUCCACCUGCGGGGGUCGGACCUACGCCCCGAAUUCCACCAGUUCACAGCUGUGCCUCACCCGAACGUCAAACCGAUGGCCUACGCCAACACCCUCCUCCAGCUGGGGAUGAUGUAACCUCCCUUGUCACCGCCGCCCCCGCCUGGAGGCCCCCCAUGCUAGGCAGAGACGGCCCCUCGGCCUUUUUACUUUCUUCCGCCAUCAGCCCGGGCUGGCCAGGCGCCGGAGCGUCCAUCACGAGGGCCGGGGGAGGGGGGGUGUUGCCGUGGUUCUCUUCCCCCCCCACGCCGAGCCCAUUUGUAGUGUUGCCGUGAGCUGGUGCUGCACAGCUGAGAGGCAGAGCAUUAGCAAGGAGUAUUUUUUUUUUUAA